Molecule: messenger RNA, 983 nt
Organism: Pygocentrus nattereri (red-bellied piranha)
Lineage: Eukaryota; Metazoa; Chordata; Actinopteri; Characiformes; Serrasalmidae
Gene: fkbp2
Product: FKBP prolyl isomerase 2
Exons: 6
Coding region: 154-570 (138 amino acids)
Biological process (GO): protein peptidyl-prolyl isomerization
Molecular function (GO): peptidyl-prolyl cis-trans isomerase activity
Source: RefSeq, a predicted model, not a curated record
CUAUCGCUACAAUACCAGCAGCAUAUUCAGGAUUCAGUCUAAAGGCUGGAGUUUCCUUGUAGUUGCUGGAUUCAUAUCUGUGUGUUUCAGCAGCUCCGCCAUCCAAACCUGUUUAAAACCGGGCAGGCUGUGCAUCUCAUUCUAACCGAAGAUAUGAGGCUGUAUUUGUUUCUAGCUGUGACCCUGAUGUCCCUCCUCACGGACGUCGUGCAUGGGGCUGAAAAGAAAAAGCUUCAAAUUGGAAUAAAGAAAAGAGUGGACAACUGUCCCAUUAAGUCCCGGAAAGGGGACGUAUUGAACAUGCACUACACUGGAAAGCUGGAGGAUGGGACAGAAUUUGACAGCAGCAUACCGAGAAAUCAGCCCUUCACCUUCACCCUGGGGACUGGUCAAGUCAUUAAAGGCUGGGAUCAAGGUCUUCUAGGAAUGUGUGAAGGGGAGAAGAGGAAACUUGUCAUUCCAUCUGAGCUUGGUUAUGGAGAUAGAGGUGCACCACCCAAAAUCCCAGGUGGAGCCACACUCAUCUUUGAAGUAGAGCUGCUGAGCAUUGAAAGAAGAUCUGAUUUAUAGUGACAUAAAUUUGCCUUGAAGUCUUAACAAGUCAGAAUCAUUGUGCUGUAAGAUCAACAGCCUCCGUCUAGACUGUAAAAGCACUGAAGCUGGUGGAUUCACUAUUGCUGCUCUGGAGACUGUAGCAGUUUCAGGGGAUUUGUUCUGUAGCUCAUCAUAUUUCAGACUUGACAAACUGUCCACCUAUACGUUUGGUUUUCAAGUCAUAAUUACACUGAAUCACAAACAUCUAUGGACCCAACACAUUUUAGCACCAUUCUUUAUUUUCUUAAGAACCCUACUACACAUAAUUGGUUGUGAGAGUGCAUACAGUACAGUUUUUCAUUCCAGCAAAUAUGGACUGUGUUUGCUUCCUCUUUGUCAGAAAGUUCAUUUUAAGUUGUUGAGCUGAAUAAAAGUUUUAUGUACAAAAA